Loa loa (African eye worm) is the source of this 1529-nucleotide messenger RNA. Its product is annotated as tyrosinase 1. Gene Ontology annotation, molecular function: oxidoreductase activity. The transcript has 10 exons. Lineage: Eukaryota; Metazoa; Nematoda; Chromadorea; Rhabditida; Onchocercidae. The coding region runs from base 1 to 1500 and encodes 499 amino acids. The record is from RefSeq and is a predicted model, not a curated record.
AUGACUUCACUUAACAGUUAUUUGAUAACUUUAUCACUGGAGCAAACAGGCAUUAUCAUAUUCAUGAUAUCAUUGGCUAGAUCACAACAAAUGAUGUUACCUGUUGAUUGCAAUCAAGCAUCUUCUCGCUUUUUGGAAAUUUGCCGUCAAUUUCGUCAAUUCGAUGGAGCACCAAGGAGAGUCCAGUCAUUUGUCGCUCCGCAAUCUCAACUGAUCAUCAAUGCACCGGCAGUACCGCACAAUCAUCAACUUUCUUCCGCAAUAGCGCGUCAACCAUCAUUUGUUUCAUCAGUUUAUGAUUGUUUGGAUUUGCAAUGCUUAUGUCCAUAUUUUAGGGGUGCUUUAUCACCGAAUGGAGAAUGUCACUUGUGGAACGGUCAAAUACUGCAACGAGCAAUCCGGAAGGAAAUUCGUAUGUUAAAUAACAGUGAAAGAGAACGAUUCCUUAAAGCGAUUCGACAACUUAAAGCUUCAGGAGAGUAUAAUCGUUUGGCAGAUAUACAUCGACAGGAAGCAUCUGAAAGUGGAGCCCAUUCAGGACCGUCAUUUUUGUUAUGGCAUCGGGAAUUUAUAAAAAGAAUGGAAAUUGCGCUACGUUUAAUUGAUCCAUUGGUUGCAUUACCGUACUGGGAUUCAUCUCUGGAUCAACAUUUAUCUGAUCCUCGAAAUUCCAUUAUGUGGAGUUCUUUCCUAAUGGGAGAGAGUAAUUUAAAUGGACAAGUAAUUAAUGGACCAUUUGCUGGUUUCACUACACUUGAAGGUCAUUCAACUAUAACCAGGCAUCUUGGACAAGAAGGACAUUUGCUUACAGAUCAAAAUAUUAACAUGGUUUAUGAUAAAGCUUGUCCAUAUCCUCCAAAUUUCUCCGCCCUAGAAUAUUACCAUGCCAGUGUUCAUAUUUGGGUAGGUGGUGAUAUGAAACCUCCGUUGACCUCUGCUAAUGAUCCUGUUUUCUUCUUACAUCAUUCAUUCGUCGAUUAUAUAUUUGAAAAUUGGCGACGUAUGCAUCAAAAUCGAAUGGAACGUGAAAGGGAUUAUCCCGAAGAGAUCAUAUCUUGUACAAGUUCUCUUCAUUUUGCUAAUGCAAAAAUGCGCCCAUUCAAUUUAGUAAACAGACAAGGUUUAUCGAAUGCAUAUACGGAUUAUUUGUACACAUAUGCGCCACGACCAAAUUGUAAUCAUAGCCAACCAACUUGCCAUUCGCAAUUCUUAUUUUGUGAUUUACGAAAUGGUCCUGCACAUUGUGUUUCGAAAAUUAAACUUGGGAAAGGAUGUGAACAAUUUGUUGGUGAAGAUGCAUGUUAUAUGGGAGUUUGUUUGGAUGGUUAUUGCAGACCAAAAAGCAUCACUUCGGUUGCUUCGAUCGGCACAUUUCGUGUCCCUACAUGCGAUUGCAAGGUGAAUGCAAUCAAAGGAGGCAAUGGAUGGCCGAAAAUUGCCAAGCCAGUUGUGGCUGGUGUAACAUAUCAGCUUAUGAUCUAUGUAGCAGAACAGCUUUAAUUAGUCGCAGGUGAAAUAAAUCAACCAAA